Molecule: messenger RNA, 5440 nt
Organism: Dermochelys coriacea (leatherback sea turtle)
Lineage: Eukaryota; Metazoa; Chordata; Testudines; Dermochelyidae
Gene: TRPM5
Product: transient receptor potential cation channel subfamily M member 5
Exons: 29
Biological process (GO): calcium ion transmembrane transport
Cellular component (GO): membrane
Molecular function (GO): ligand-gated calcium channel activity; calcium-activated cation channel activity
Source: RefSeq, a predicted model, not a curated record
GGAAGGGUGCAUUGGCUAUACCAGAAACAUCUCCUUUCACAAUAGGAAAAGGAAGCAGCAUUCAAUGCCUUUUAACCUGACACACUGCAUAGGAACUUCAAUAGUGCAGGUGGCCAGUCAUGCCCAUUGCAAAGGAUAGCCAGCAGAAUAUUGUCCUCAAAGUUAGAAGAGAGAGCAGAAUCUCCAAUAACAAAAUGGACUUAAAUAAAAUGGGAGUUUUUUGGUAAUAUGGUGAUGAUCUAAGAAAGGGAGUGAAUCUGAAAUCCCAUUAUUUAAGAGAAUCUAUCUAUACUAAUUAUCAUACCACUGCUCCAAUGGAAGACACAGAAGCCAAACUUUGCAGUAAUGUCAAAGAAGAAGCAUUCAGAAGGAAAUUGCCAUACUGUACAGGAGAAAUUGACUUCAUGGCUUCCAGAAAGAAACGUGGGAAGUUUGUUAAAGUUUCAUGUGCCAUCCAUCCUGGAGUUAUAUUUGAUAUUAUGAUCAACAAAUGGAACCUACCUGCUCCCAACUUGGUAGUCUCUUUAGUUGGAGAAGAAGAAAACUUCCAAAUGAAACCUUGGUUACGGGACACCUUAAGAAAAGGACUUGUAAAGGCCGCAGAAAGCACUGGUGCCUGGAUCUUUACCAGCGCUCUACAUGUUGGAAUAACGAGGCAUAUGGGGCAAGCAGUCCAAGAUCACAUGCUGGCUAGUACUUCAGCCAGAGUAAGAGUGAUUGCAAUAGGAAUAACUUCACUGGGAAAAAUUCAGCACAGAGAGAUUCUGGACAAUGUGAAGAAUGAAAAUCUUGUAUGCUACAAGUCAGAUAAUAACAGCCAAGGGCCACUGUACUCCCUUGACAACAAUCACUCCCAUUUUAUUUUGGUGGAUCAGAUAAAUCCAGAUGAACCAGAUGGAACUACUAAACUAUGGCUCACCUUGGAGAAACACAUUUCAGAACAGCGCACUGGGUAUGGAGGAACAGGUAGCAUUGAAAUCCCUGUGCUUUGUUUACUGGUAAAUGGAGGACCAAAAACACUUGAGAGAAUUUGCAGGGGCUUGGAAAACUCUGCUCCCUGGCUUAUCUUAGCAGGAUCUGGGGGUACAGCUGACAUCUUAGCUGCAGUAGUGAAUGAGCCACAGCUUAUUGUGCCACAAGUUAUUGAAAAGCAACUUCAAGAGAAAUUCCCUACAGAAAACUUUUUAUGGAAGGACAUUCUCCAGUGGACAGCAACAAUUCAGAACAUUGUUUCCCAGCAGCAUCUUUUAACAGUGCACAGUUUUGAGCAAGAAGGUUCAGAUGAAUUAGACACAGUCAUUUUGAAAGCUUUGGUCAAAGCCUGUAAAAGUCAUAGUCAGGAAGCUCAGGAAUACCUGGAUGAACUGAAGCUGGCAGUGGCCUGGAAUAGAGUGGACAUAGCUAAAAGUGAAAUAUUCAAUGGAGACGUGGAAUGGAAGUCCUAUGACCUAGAGGAAGUGAUGAUGGAGGCCCUGGUGAAUGAUAAGACAGAAUUUGUAAAGUUAUUUAUUGACAAUGGGGCCAACAUGUACGACUUCCUGACGUACAGCCGGCUUCAGAGGCUCUACUGCUCCAUCUCUCGGAAAUGCCUCCUCUAUGCACUCCUGCUGAAGAAACAUGAGGAAAGCAGGCUGACACUAGCAGGGAUCACAGGUCAACAACAUAAGGAAAUGAUGGACGUCUGCCCGCUCGUUAGCCUCCAUGAAGUUUCUAGAGUUCUCAAGGAUUUUCUUCGUGAUGCAUGUAAAGGUUUCUAUCAAGAGGUCAAGCCAGGAAGCAAGAAGAAAGCUGAUAAAACAAAUGCAAAACGAUUACCUGGGCUCCUGGAUAUGUACCAGAAGAGUGAGAAUCCCUAGAGAGAUUUAUUUUUAUGGGAAGUACUUCAAAACUGGCACAAGAUGGCAAACUAUUUCUGGGCUAUGGGACAAGAAGAUGUAGUUGCAGCUCUGGCAGCUUGUAAGAUUCUCAAGGACAUGUCCCGACUGGAGACGGAGGCUGAAGUAGCCCGUGGGACGAAAGAAGCCAAGUAUGAUCAGCUCGCUUUGGAGCUGUUCAGUGAAUGCUAUCACAACAGCGAGGAACAAGCUUUUGCUUUACUGGUGAGGAAAAACCAAUACUGGAGCAAAACCACCUGUCUCCACUUGGCUACAGAAGCAGACGCUAAGUCUUUCUUUGCACAUGAUGGUGUCCAGGCCUUCUUGACAAAAAUCUGGUGGGGAGACAUGUCAACAAGCAUGCCAAUCCUGAAAUUAAUCUGCGGAUUCUGGUGUCCUUUUCUAAUCUAUACUAAUCUAAUAGCAUUCAGUGAGCAAGUACAAUCAAAGAAUGAGCCAGAGACAUUUAGAGAGCUAGACAGCCUAGACACAGAAAGGACUUUGCUUUUUUCCAAGGAGGGGGAUAGGGUAGAUGUCACAGUAGAGAAGCAGAGGUCUGCUGAAAACAUAGCAUGGGCAACAUUCAUGUUUACUCGCUGGAAAAAGUUUUGGAGUGCCCCUGUAACAGUGUUUAUGGGGAACUUUAUCAUGUAUUUUGCUUUUCUGUUUCUAUUUACCUAUGUCUUGUUACUGGAUUUUAAACCUGCACCACCGGAGGGUCCUUCUUACCCAGAAAUUAUACUUUACUUUUGGGUUUUUACAUUGGUCUUGGAAGAAAUCCGACAGAGUUUCUUUACAGAUGAAGACAUGAAUUUAAUUAAGAAAUUUAAACUGUAUGUGGAGGAUAACUGGAAUAAGUGUGAUAUGGUGGCCAUCUUUCUGUUUAUAAUUGGAGUUACCUGCAGAAUGCUGAACUCAACAUUUCAAGCCGGCCGUACAAUACUUGCCAUUGAUUUCAUGGUGUUCACUCUGAGACUGAUACAUAUUUUUGCCAUUCACAAGCAACUAGGGCCAAAGAUCAUAAUUGUGGAAAGAAUGGUGAGAUGUUUUCUUCUCUUUUUCCUGAGUGUGUGGCUCAUUGCUUAUGGUGUGACGACUCAAGCCUUACUCCAUCCUGAUGACAGCCGAGUGGAAUGGAUAUUCAGAAGGGUGCUUUAUCGUCCCUACCUUCAGAUAUUUGGGCAGAUUCCACUGGAUGAAAUAGACAGUGAGAAAUUGAACUGUACCUCUACCCUGAAGAGUCCACAAGAAAAUUCACCAUUAUGUUCUAAUACCUAUGCCAAUUGGCUUGUCAUACUUCUGUUGGUCAUUUUCUUAUUGGUCACCAAUGUGCUACUUAUGAAUCUCCUGAUUGCAAUGUUCAGUUAUACUUUUCAAGUUGUUCAGGGCAACGCAGACAUCUUCUGGAAAUUUCAGUGUUACAACCUGAUUGUGGAAUACCAUGGCCGUCCAGCCUUGGCACCACCAUUUAUCAUUAUUAGCCACAUGCAACUGUUUCUCAGAAGAAUCUUUAAAAAGAUGGAGCACAAAAAGGAACAUCUGGAAAGAGAUCUGCCGGACAGCCUGGAUCAAAAAAUCAUAACAUGGGAGGUGGUCCGAAAGGAAAAUUAUCUUGCAAACCUGGAACAAAAGGAAAAAGAAAGUAACGAAGAGAGACUAAAGAAAACAUUUAAAAAGGUGGACAAUCUGUCUAAAUAUUUUAGUGGAAUGAAAGAGCAAGAGAAAUGGCUUAGAUCUCUAGAAUCACAAGUUAACUACUGUUCAGCUGUUAUUUCUUCCAUGGCAGAUACUUUAAGCAAAAAUAACCUCUUGUGCAAUAGACCAGUUCCAAAAUAUACAAGUUUUAUGAAUACCAGCACAAAUCAAACAAUCCUACCAGAAAGGAGCAAAGGCAAAGAGAAUAUAGAAGAGUCUGAAAAUGACAUGAUGUACAUUGAUAAUUAAAUUAAGUUCUCAUUUCCUCAGAUUAAUUUGCCAUUUUGAAGUACUUCUGGGGUGAAAUCCCAACUCCACUGAAGUCUGUGGCAAAACUGCCAUUAAGUUGUGGGGCCAGGAUUUCACCACUGAUGUAUUUGUGUAGCAGAUGUCUUCUAUUUCCUUCUCACUGUAUUUAUAUAUGUAGUUAACAGGGCAGUGAGAUUUUUUUUCCCCACUUCAUCCCCUGCCCUUCUGCACAGAGUGCCUACCAUAUUUCUCUUAACCUAUUUACCAACAUUAAGGAAAAGCAGAUCACUUGCUAGAGGCAAUCACCUGUGAUAUAUAAAAUUCUUCUGUGUCCAUGUCAGACUUCCAUCCUCCUUUGCCCUGCAACUGUGUCUUGCAUGAUUCUCUGGAUCCUCAAAAAACCUGCCAUGUUGCCAGACAGGGCCCACAAUACACUCCAGAACCACCUCAUCUCCUGUAAUAUCUGCGCUGCACGCUCUCUUUGUUGCAUCCUCCUUUCCUAGUUUCUCCUCCACCUCCCAUUUCCUGGUUUUUAUCCUCCCAUCUAAUCCAUACUGGCAGCUCCUGUUUUAGCCAAAUAAACCUCUCUCCUCUACUCUACUCUUGUAGCCUGUGUACUUCCUCCAAGCUUUCACUUCAUCAGUCAUGAUAAUAAACAUAUUCACUGCCCCCGGUACAUUCUUUGAUGCUCUCCAGACUGAUAGCAUCACUAUAUUUUCUAAAACACUUCUGUGCCUUUCACUCCCUUCCAGAUACCAUCCCCAUCUCAAAUUUCCUUUUUUCUACUGAGGACUUCAUUUCUUGAUUGUUAUUCCCUGUAUUCUUCCCAGAGGAAUUACUCUGACAAAAAGCGUGAUACUUACCACAGUAAAAUUAGUCAUUUCGUCUGUUUGCUGAAGAAAGCUCAGUUUCAUGGCUCUUUACUUCCCUAGAGAUUGUUAAUCAAAAGCUAAUCAGGAAAUAACCCAGGACUUCAACAGCAUAGAGGCCAGAUUUUUGCACUGAUAUAGUUUUUCUCAUCCCCAAAUGGUUAUACUUUCCAGCAUCUCCUCCUUAUCUUGACUACAGUAAUUUCCUCCUUUAUGGCCUUUCCUUAAUCCUAACUUCUCCCAUAACAUUUUCCCUGAAACAUCUUUUGUCCUCAAGUCUUCACUGGCUUGCUGUCCAUUUCAAAACCCAAAGUACAUAAUUGUUCUACUACCCUCACCUCCUUGAUUCUAUCCACUAUGCUCCCUGAGUGCCAGACUUCCGCCUGCUGUGUUGCUUUAGUAGUGGGCAACAGAAACUCUCCCAACGCAGCCCCAGAAGUUGGAACAGCUCCCUUACCUCCAAGAAAUCUUCUGACUUUUCUCAUCUUCUUGUCUGUCUCUGAAAAAUCAAAUCCUACCCCACAAUCAUUUUUCCUAGAAACUAGACCUAUGAACAUUUCACCGUUUGUCUUUUCAUUACAGUAGCUACAAAUAUUACACUUGUAUAUUUGACAUUGACUUUAUUUGUACAUAUAGGCUGUAAAACCUUGUUAUACUUUUGUAUGAGACAGCAUACACAAAUAAACCAAAUUUUACUACUUAAAAGGUUCUCUUCCUGUAAUUUUAUAGGGAUAGUGCCCAACCUUUUGGAUU